CACAGUUAUCUCUCCACGCCCAGUAUUCUCCUAUGCCAUAUAUAUUACAAGCAAACGUACGCCGCUGGCCGUUCGUCGAUUGAGAGGAUGUCUGAAUGCUAUCUCGUUCAAAUUCGAGUCCAGCCUUGUCUGCGUUGAACGGAGUCGUUAUCGUUCCUGUUGCAGGCAGGAGGCUUCCCGCACGGUAUGCUCAGUCGAAGCGCUCGACUUAUCAUAAGGCAGAUAUCUCGUGCAGGCGGCCGAGGACUCCCCUGGAUCGUUUAAUCUUCUCUCCCUGCCGAUUCUACUUCUCACGACUUACCCGCACUUUGGGAUCGUUGACGAACCAUGGAGUCUCAUCCCACGGCGUUUCAGAGGUUGCUCAAGCGGAUCGAGGUCCCCAUUGACAAGGAUGCGGACUACAAGAAUGACAACUGGACGAACCGCGACUUGAUCCCCAUGCCCGCUGAACGUCGGACCUACAAGAUUUGGUCCUUCUUCAUCUACUGGUGUAUCUCCGGCAUGUGUAUCUCAGCCUACACUACGGGUUCCACGCUGCUUGCGUAUGGACUGACGGCAGGACAAGCCAUUGGGGCGUUGGUCAUUGGAGCUGUGGCAACUGGUUUUCUGAGUGUGGCGUGUGGAUGGAUGGGCGAGAGGCACCACAUCGGUUUCACCGUCUCCUCGCGAUUCACAUGGGGAAUGAGGGGCGCAUACUUCCCCGUCAUCAUCCGGACGUUCACGACAAUCUUCUGGGACGGUUUGCAAGCAUAUUGGGGUGGUCAAGCCAUGCGGGUCACGAUCGGGGCUAUCAUUCCGAAGUUUGCACACAUGGAACAAACUCUAGCCGGCGGUGUGCUUUACACGAAAGAUUUGAUUGGCAUGAUAAUCUACUACAUCUUCUUCAUCGCGAUCAUGAAGAUCCCACCCGAGAGGCUUCAGAAACCGUUCAUCGUCUCGAGCGUUUUGUUCGGUGGAACGCUCAUCGGUCUCCUCGCGUGGGGCGUCUCCAACGCCGGAGGACCUGGCCCGUUGUUUAAAGAGGCAGGCAACCCGGCUCAUGGGAGUAUUGGCUGGUCAAUGAUGUUCGGUAUCACGUCUAUCCUCGGUUCAUGGGGCGGCGGAACACUUGGCCAAUCUGACUGGACACGAUAUGCCGAUCGACCUUACGCACCGACUUUGUCCCAGAUGGCCGCUGCCCCUUUCACCAUCAUCGUCACCGGAACCGUAGGAACUAUUGUCACCUCGUGCGGACAACAGAUCCUAGGAAGCACGAUUUGGGAGCCGUUCGAGCUGUUGGGGGAGAUCAUGGAUUUCUAUAACGACUCUCCGAGAGCUCGUUGUGCAGUCUUCUUCGCAGGCCUCGGAUGCGUCUGCGCUCAGCUCGGGAUCAGUAUUGUUUUGAACAGUGUCAGUGCUGGGAUGGACAUGGCCGGUCUUUACCCAAAAUACAUGAACAUCCGUCGUGGCGCCUAUCUCCUCGCCUUCCUCGGUCUGGUCUCGAAUCCGUGGCAAUAUCUCUCCAACGCUGCAACAUUCUUGACUGUCUUGAGCGGGUUCGGUAUCUUUUUGGCACCUUACACGGGUGUGAUGCUCGCCGACUAUCUCUUGGUGAGGAGAUGCAUCAUCAAGCUCGAAGACUGUUACAUUGGCGAUGAGACCUCCAUCUACUGGUACUGGCAUGGCUUCCACUGGCGUGCACUACUCGCGUGGGUCAUCGGUGUCUUCCCCACCAUGCCCGGGUUCAUCAUGAGCGUCCAAGACGCGACGGCGUAUAACUCUUGGGUCAAGAUAUAUAACAUCGCGUUCUUUGUCGGCCUCUCCGUUUCAUUCGCAGCCUUCUGGCUCAUCUGCAAGGUCUCACCACCAUCAAACCUCGGCAUCGGAACCGGAUACCACUACGAGGGCCCCAUCGACGAGAAGUCCGUGAGCGAUGGGAGUGUAGGGGAAAAGGGGUCAGGCGUCGGGGUUCAUGAAGUUUGAUGAUAGUGAUGUGAGCAGGGUUGGACGCAUGAGACGGGUUAAUGACUUUCGUUAUGUUGAUUUAGACGUUCGAGCAUUAUGAUACUUUUUUGUUCGUAUUCUUUUUCCUUGGUGGCUAUCUGUGUACAGAGACGACGUGAUAUCGAGAGGUGGUCCAAGAGCCAUUACAGUAU
Molecule: messenger RNA, 2135 nt
Organism: Stereum hirsutum FP-91666 SS1
Lineage: Eukaryota; Fungi; Basidiomycota; Agaricomycetes; Russulales; Stereaceae
Exons: 24
Coding region: 328-1962 (544 amino acids)
Biological process (GO): nucleobase transport; transmembrane transport
Cellular component (GO): plasma membrane
Molecular function (GO): nucleobase transmembrane transporter activity
Source: RefSeq, a predicted model, not a curated record